This is a messenger RNA of Schistocerca gregaria, 2406 nucleotides long. RefSeq names its product pachytene checkpoint protein 2 homolog (gene pch2). Gene Ontology annotation, molecular function: ATP binding; ATP hydrolysis activity. Gene Ontology annotation, cellular component: chromosome; nucleus. Gene Ontology annotation, biological process: meiotic recombination checkpoint signaling; reciprocal meiotic recombination. The coding region runs from base 127 to 1419 and encodes 430 amino acids. The record is from RefSeq and is a predicted model, not a curated record. The transcript is spliced from 9 exons. NCBI's taxonomy places the organism in Eukaryota, Metazoa, Arthropoda, Insecta, Orthoptera, Acrididae.
AUUGUUACGUUGGACAACCUGUCGGGAAUCAAUCGAUGUUGUGGUGGCAAGUUUUGAAUUGUGAUUUGUGUGUUUGUGUUUUAACUUUGUAGUGGUUCACGAAAGUGAAUGAUUUUGAUUUGAGAUAUGAAACGGACCGUACACAUUGAAAUAAACCAACGCUUGGAGAGUAAUGCACCAAGAGAUGUGGUAAUAGAAUUUGUUUCUAAGUUUGCAAAAACUUGCAAACUGAUACAGGGAUCCAUUAUAAACAGUUUUGAUGAUCCUUUCCUUUGUGAACAUGUACAGGCAGUAAAAAUAUGUGAAAUAAAUGAUGAAGCCCCACAGUGUCUAGAAGCAAGUGAUGUUGACCUCUGUUACCAUGUCUAUACUCUUGAUCCAUAUGGCUCUCAGCUGGAAACCAUGGAUGGUGAGGGAGAUAAAGAAGUGCCGUUUGCCCUUCAUUGUAUUCUUCCUACAACUGAAUUUGCAGGAUUAUGGGAAAGCCUUGUUUAUGAUUCUGCAAUCAAAGAAAAUUUACUGAAUUUUGUGGAAACAACUUUACUGUUCUCUGACAGUGGAGUAGAUAUGAACAUAAUUAAGUGGAAUCGUGUAGUUUUACUACAUGGCCCUCCUGGUACAGGAAAAACUUCAUUGUGUAAAGCUCUUGCACAAAAGUUGGCCAUUCGACUGGGGCAUCGAUAUACGCAUGGAGAAUUUAUUGAAAUCAACAGCCACAGCUUAUUUUCUAAGUGGUUUUCAGAGAGUGGUAAACUGGUGACCAAGAUGUUCUCCAAGAUUCAAGAAUAUAUUGAAAAUCCUAAUGCCCUUGUUUGUGUGUUGAUUGAUGAGGUGGAAAGCUUAACACAUGCUAGGAAAUCUGCUCUGGCGGGUACUGAGCCUUCUGACUCAAUUAGAGUAGUCAAUGCUGUUCUGACACAGAUUGAUCAGAUACAAAGGUAUCGCAAUGUAUUAGUUUUAGCAACAUCCAAUGUGACUGGGGCAAUAGACACAGCGUUUGUGGACCGUGCUGACAUAAAACAGUACAUUGGGCCGCCUUCACCAUUUGCAAUAUAUAAAAUAUUUUUAUCUUGUAUUGAAGAACUUCAAAGGACUGGCAUCAUUACGUCCAAUGACAGCCUUAUGAACCUGAAGUUGCUUCAGUUGUCCUCAUCAGAAUCUACAGAAGGCACAAAAAAUAAUCUCACUAAAAACAGUUUGUUCCUGCUUAACAUAGCCAGGAAAAGUGAAGGUCUAAGUGGAAGAUCACUUAGAAAAAUUCCAUUUUUAGCACAUUCGUAUUAUAUUCAGAAACAAACAACGUCAUUGGAAGAAUUCCUUGAAGCAAUGGAAAAAACUGUAUUGAAACAGUUACAGGACCAAAAGUUUUCCUUUGGAGGAGUACCACAUAAAAAUAAUGAUUGCAACUGUGUUGGAUGAUGAAACCACACCGUUUCCCUUUUUUAGGUACUUAUGCACCAUUUCUUGGUAGCUAACAUGUGAAAUGUAAACUUGCAGUAAAAUAAGAUUUUUACUGUCUGCAGCAUUCACAUAUGAGCUGCAAAUGGUGCAGUGUGUGUUAAAUUGUGACAAAGUGUAAUAUUUUUGUAUGUAAGAUCUAAAUAUUGUACAUCUAGUGAAGUCUGUUGUAUAAGUAAAUUAAAGAGACAAACAUUUUUUCUAAAAAAGGGAUAGAAUUUUACUGGAGACCAUUAGAUAAGAUUUAGAAUUUUGAUGUCUUCCAUUAGAAAUUGGUAAAUUGCUUGAAUGAGAACUACUGAAAAAUACAGGGUUGUGAAAUGUGAAUAUGUAAUGUCUUUGAGAUUGCUAGAGAACUGUGCUAACUGUUUAAUUGAGGCUACUAUAAUUUUUAACUUUGCUUCUUCAUGCAGUGGGCUCUAAAUAUUUCUCAGUUAGAUGUUACAUGCUAAUGUCAUUUAAAUAUGGGGAUGAGCUGCUUCUGCACAAAAUUCUUGUCAAACUUCACACUAAUGCAUAUCUCCCUUCCCUUCCCUUCUCUGAUCUUUGACUGUGUAUCUAUCUAUCUAUCUAUCUAUCUGCUUAUCUCCAACUCUGCUUAUUUAAGUUAUAUGUACUCCAUCCAACUUGUCUACCUGUGCAGGAGACACAGUAAACUCUCGCCUGGUUAUGUACAAUAAAACUUGCUAGAAAGGAAUUGCGUGGGACUAAAAUAAUUUUCCAAAUUGGGUAAGUUGCCAGAAUACACAAAACUCACUAGGCUAUAUAAAAUUUGGCACAGAUCAUGGACAAAAGCAUAAAUUUGUAAUUGCACGCACAUUUACUUAACUUCACUCCUGCACAGUAGAUGUUUAUUCACUGUGUAUUGUAGAAUAAAACACUAGACUCGUACAUUGGUUGAUAAAUUGUAUGGGAUUUCUGUGUUUUUAUUCAUUGUUGUACAUACAU